AUGAGUUGGAAUUCCAAACAUUCUGUAUUGCUGACAUUAGAGCAGGACCGACAAUCCGCUCUUACGGACUUCCUUGCCUCAAACAACAUUUCCGCUGCGCAGAUCCGGGAUGAUUAUGACCGCAGGGCUGCAGAGGCUGCGCGUCAGGCUGCCACAGAAGAAGAACAAGCCGUAGACGCAGAUUUCCAGGAUGAAGUCUCUCCAGAACCACAGCCAGACUCCCCCGAAGAGAAAUCCCGAAAGCGCAAGCGGCUGCAAGCCAUCGAAAAGAUCAAAAGAAGCAAGGAAUUCGCCCGUCGCAAAGCUCGACGAACAGGAGACCUCGACGACGAUGACAUUUUGGCAGGGGAGAUGAUGGAUGAGAAGGAACGACCAAAACCAGGACAGCUGGCGAAUUGUGAGGUCUGUGGGAAGCGUUUCACGGUCACGCCUUAUAGCAAAACAGGCUUCGAUGGUGGCCUUUUAUGCGCCGAUUGCUCUAAAAAGCACACCGACGGGGAUAAGAAAGGUCCAGCCAAGAAGCGGAGCUCAGGACCGGCCCGCCGUCAGAAUCAAAGCAAGAUUUUGGAUGGAAUUGCUCUGCCUGGUGCUCCAAGCUUGCUGGAGACGUGUAUCAAAAAAGUUGCUGAUAAUAUUGAUGACGUGGAAGAAUUUGGAGAUCUCCCUCCAGUGGUUCAGCAUCGACUUAGCCAGAUUUUAUCCCGGAAUCGUGCCGUGACGCGAAAGACAUUGGAUCUUUUCUUGCGGCCUGAGCAUAAAGAACUGAAUAUCUAUGACUGCGCUAAGUUACAAACCGAUGACUUCCAUAAGAUUCUAGCCACAAUGCCAGCGUUAACCCGACUGAAUCUUCGAUUUGUUACCGCCAUGAAAGAUCCAGUUUUUGAAUACAUGAUAGCCCGCGACAUGCAGAUUCAAGAUCUGCAUUUGAACUCGCCCAAUCUCGUAACCGACAAUUGCUGGCGGCAAUUAUUCACUAAACUGGGCCCCCAGCUGCAAAGUCUCAAGCUGUGGAACCUCGAUUCUGCUUUUGAUGAUGAAACAGCUGAAGUUAUGAGCAAGAACUGUGCCCUUCUUCGACGUUUGAAAUUGAAGUAUCUCGAUAAUAUCGGUGACCAGGCGUUAAACGCCAUUUCGACCAUGAAGACAUUGCAGCACCUGUCACUACACCUUACAAAGGAAAUAAACCCCGAACCUCUACUUCAGGUGAUCGCCCAAAUAGGGCCCAAUUUGCGCUCUCUGUCCCUGGAAAGCUUUCAUUUUGCAGAUGACAGGCUGGUCCAACAUAUUCGUGAGACCUGCCGAGACCUCUUCAAGCUCCGAAUCACCGACAAUGCGUCAAUCACCGAUAAGGCUAUAGCUGACCUUUUCCGUGGCUGGUCCAAUCCAGCCUUAAGGUUUGCUGACUUCAGCGGUCUCCGAGACGUGGAUAUGUCCAACCCUGCUGGCCCUCCCGAGGCCGUAGGUCUUGCAUCCGAUGGCUUCAUCGCUUUGAUGGAGCAUUCAGGUCCAAAGCUUGAACGAUUGAAAGUCACCUCGUGUCGUCAUAUAUCCCACGCCGCAUACGAGGAGGUUUUCGCCGAAAACAAGCGAUACCCCGCGCUCAAGUCCCUUGACAUAGCUUUUAAUGCGCCUGUGGAUGACUAUAUCAUGCAGUCCAUUUUUCGAUGCUGCCCGGCUCUUACGAAAAUAGUCGUCUUCGGCUGUCUUAAAAUCCGUGAUAUACGGAUACCUAGGGGCGUUGCAGUUAUCGGCACGUUAGGUGCAAAGCUGACUGUGGAGGGGAUUGCUCAGAAAGAGAUUAUCUAA
Molecule: messenger RNA, 1806 nt
Organism: Penicillium odoratum
Lineage: Eukaryota; Fungi; Ascomycota; Eurotiomycetes; Eurotiales; Aspergillaceae
Gene: rad7
Exons: 5
Coding region: 1-1806 (601 amino acids)
Biological process (GO): SCF-dependent proteasomal ubiquitin-dependent protein catabolic process
Cellular component (GO): SCF ubiquitin ligase complex
Source: RefSeq, a predicted model, not a curated record